AUCUUCUUCUUUAUCGUCUUAAACCUCUCUAAACCCUAGUCUCUCUCUUUCUCCUCGUAGAGAUUCUCUCUCUCUCGCAAUGAAGGCGCCAAAGUCAAAGCAAGAAUCAAAGUCCAAAGAGAAAGAGCCUCAACAACACGUGGUCGAAGAAGAAGACCCCGUUGUUUCUGAUUCCGAUGAUGAGGAUUGGUCGGUGGAAGAAGGUUCUGAAGGCAGUUUGAGUGAUUCGGGAUUGGAAAAUAGUGAUUUCACAGAUAAUAAGGAGGACCUUACUACAAGCGAUGAUGCUGUCUCCCUUGACGACGAGGAUGAUGAUGAUGAUGUUGGUCAGGACAGUCAGAGUGAAAGCGGAGAAUCUCAUCAAGGGGUUGAAGAGAGUGAUUCAUCCGAGGAUGAGGCUGCACCGAGAAAUACAAUCGGCGACGUCCCUCUUAAAUGGUAUGAGGAUGAGGAACAUAUUGGGUAUGAUAUUUCUGGAAAGAAGCUGAAGAAGAAGGAGAAACAAGAUAAACUCGAAUCUUUCUUAGAGAGAGCUGAUUUAAAAAAUUGGCGUAAGAUCUAUGAUGAGUACAAUGACGAGGAAGUUGAAAUAACCCCAAAAGAAGCUAAGAUUAUUCGUAGACUGCUGAAAGGAAAGGCUCCACAUGCUGAAUUUGACCCACAUGCGCCUUAUGUUGAUUGGUUUGCUUGGGAUGGUGCUAAACAUCCAAUGUCAAAUGCUCCGGAACCAAAAAGGCGUUUUAUUGAAUCAAAAUGGGAACAUAAAAAGAUUGUAAAGUUAAUCAGAGCAAUCCGCAAUGGAUAUAUAAAAUUCGAUAAGCCGAAAGAAGAACCGAAAGUUUAUAACUUGUGGGGUGAUGAUCAGACAGAGAAGGCAGGUGGCUUGGCAUAUAUUCCUGCUCCAAAGCCUCAAUUGCCAGGCCACGAGGAAUCCUAUAAUCCUUCUUUAGAAUUUAUCCCAACACAAGAAGAGUUAGACGCUUAUCAGCUUGAGUUUGAAGAAGAUAGGCCUAAAUUUAUUCCAAAACGGUUUUUGUCAUUGAGAAGUGUCCCAGCAUAUGAAAAAGCUGUCAAAGAAACAUUUGAUCGUUGCUUGGAUCUGUACUUGUGCCCUCGAGCCAGGAAAAAACGUAUUAAUAUUGAUCCUGAAUCUCUAAAACCCAAGCUGCCUAGCCGAAAAGAUCUUAGACCUUACCCAAGCACAUGUUACCUUGAGUACAGAGGUCACAAGGGUCCAGUCAUGUCAAUUUCUACUGAUCCCUCUGGACAAUGGAUUGCUUCUGGGUCAAGUGAUGGAACUGUGCGUAUUUGGGAAAUCGACACUGGAAGAUGUCUUAAAAUCUGGGAGCUAGAUGAAUCUGUAAAUUUUGUGGCAUGGAAUCCUUCUCUAGAGCUUCCUAUUUUAGCAGUUGCUGUGGGGGCAGAUGUUUACCUUUUGAACGCUGGUUUGGGAAGGGAAGAGCAACAUAAGAUUGAAGAACUUCUGCGUGUUGAAAAACCUGAAGCACCUGCACCAGAUGAAUCUAGUAAAGGUGCGCCCACUGUAAUCUGGACUGAAGAUGAAAAGCAAAAGGGAAUCAGAUUAAAGCACAUAAAGACAGUGACUUCAGUGGAAUGGCACCGGAAAGGAGACUAUUUCUCCUCAGUAAUGCCAUCUGCAGAAUCUAGAGCAAUUUCAGUUCACCAGCUUUCGAAGAAAUUCACCCAAAGAAUACCAUUCAAGCUGCAUGGACUGCCUGUUUCAACAGCUUUCCAUCCAAGUAGAUCAUUUUUCUUUAUUUCUACGAAAAUGACUGUGCGUGUUUAUGAUUUGCUGAAGCAUGAGCUCGUUAAAAAGCUUGAAACCGGGCUUCGUAAUGUUUCUUCUAUUGCCAUUCAUCCUGGUGGGGAUAAUGUCCUUGUUGGUAGCAGAGAAGGAAAAUUGUGCUGGUUUGACAUGGACCUUUCAUCCCAACCUUACAAAAUCCUUAGGUGUCACAAAAAAGACAUAACCAGUGUAGCGUAUCAUCGGACCUAUCCCUUAUUUGCAUCAUGUUCUGAUGACGGCACAGCAUAUGUCUUUCAUGGCAUGGUGUAUUCCGAUCUAAAUCAAAAUCCUCUUAUUGUUCCAUUAGAAAUUCUUCGUGGGCAUCAUAGCUCAAAUGGAAGAGGGGUCAUGGACUGCAAGUUCCAUCCAAGGCAGCCCUGGCUUUUCACAGCCGGUGCUGAUUCUGUUAUCAAGCUUUUCUGUCAUUGAGAAGCCUGCAAGCCACCAAUGUAUUUCUAUACAGGAGAUUCAAAAUUUUGCAAAUCGAGUUGUCCAAACUCAGGAGUUGCUGACACCUCAAAAACAUCCAACAGGUCACGCGCGGUAUGUCUAAUUGUGUGCUGAUGCUAGUUUGACCUAGCUGGGAGUUCUGGAUUAAUUGUUACCAUACCUCAGAUGUAGAAUUAUGUACGCCACAGUAUAUUGUAUGGUAUGCAAGCUACUAUACUUUGUUUAUUUUAUUUCAAAGGUAUUUAUAAGUCCAGCGGUUUUGUUACUACUUAUUAUGGAUAUGGGUUUUGUAAAAGAUAAGUUAAAAGCCA
Molecule: messenger RNA, 2568 nt
Organism: Daucus carota subsp. sativus
Lineage: Eukaryota; Viridiplantae; Streptophyta; Magnoliopsida; Apiales; Apiaceae
Product: ribosome biogenesis protein BOP1 homolog
Exons: 18
Coding region: 80-2236 (718 amino acids)
Biological process (GO): ribosome biogenesis; maturation of LSU-rRNA from tricistronic rRNA transcript (SSU-rRNA, 5.8S rRNA, LSU-rRNA)
Cellular component (GO): preribosome, large subunit precursor; PeBoW complex
Molecular function (GO): protein binding; ribonucleoprotein complex binding
Source: RefSeq, a predicted model, not a curated record